Messenger RNA from Closterium sp. NIES-67, 2090 nucleotides. The record is from the annotation of a GenBank genome assembly. Lineage: Eukaryota; Viridiplantae; Streptophyta; Zygnematophyceae; Desmidiales; Closteriaceae.
CACCUUCUCGCGUCCACUCCAGUCAGACGAAUUCGCUAACGCAUGUGAUGAGGGUGUCAUUCUGGCAAUGGCGUUUCUGAUAGCGAGUUCGAGAAAUGUCCCUAGCGUGCUUUUGGUUGUGUUCAGCGUCCUUAUUGCGUCUACUUCGGCCCAAAAGCUUGGGAUGUCAAAGGCUGGGACGUUAUCAUUGAGUUCACGCACAACGAAUUAAUUACAGCAAUCAAGUACGCUCAAGUUGGACCUGAGCUUCCAUACCCCGGUAUGUAUAGAUGUGCAUUUCCGAGUUCAGCAACAAUUGUUGUUCGUCACGUACAUUUUAUCGCAGGAAAGAACCUUAUCAUAUCCGGCAUUCCCGAGCUUAGCGACACCGUUGUCACUGCUAUUCAUGCUGGCGGUGAUACUACUUUAUAUAGUGUAAAUGCUAGCAUCUCCGGAACAGAGUAUGGAGCUUCUACCCCUCCGAAAGCGCUACCUCGAACUUUAUACAUGAUCAAUCCUGGUUACAAGUGUCAGCGGGAUUCUCCACAAUUUCCAUCUGAUCGCAGUCUACAGGUCUGUUGUGAAGAGACAGCAGUCGUUAGCCUACCGCCUCCACCCCCUCCACCUCAAGGAAACUUAGGCGCUGGGGACAUCGAAGUUCGUUAUGACGUUUCAUGGGUCGAUACCAUGUACUACUGGGUUCUCGUUUCAGUUAACAACAAGCAGCAGGAUCACCGGGUUUCCUUCCCCGGGUGGGCAUUGUCGUGGAUGUGGCAACAAAACGAGAUUGUUUGGGAGGUUAAGGGAGCUCAGGCAACGGAUGCUGGAAACUGCAUUGAGUCUGCAUUAGCUGAGGUGUAUGGGCCCGAAAUCCAGACAGCGCACACCUGUAGAAAGAAGCCGACCUUUGUGGACUUACCACUACAGUCAUAUUCACAAGAAAGCUAUCCUGAACCAGCAGUCUUUAACUUGCAACUCUCGUGUUGCAAGAAUGGUACACUGGGUAUGCCUUCUUUCCCAAACGGAGAUCCUGCGUUCUUCACUGUUCAGGUAUGAUUUGCAGCCUUUUCCUACCACGUAAUAAUUGCUCCUCUACCUGACUGACUUGAAAGUGCAGGGUAAUUCAAGUGUGGCGCAGUUCAGAAUGCGUGUAGGACGAGCGAAGGCCAAAAAGGGCUAUGAGAAUGUCGUCCCACCAAGAAACUUGACUGUUGGGCUUCCAGGAUUCACAUGCAGUGGAGCAGAAAAACUCCAGCCUUCUGUGUUUCAGAUUUGGGACGCCAUAUGUUGUACCAUGCGCGAAUUGUGCCUGUGGCUGCAACAUGACCAAAAGAUCGUCAAGUUCCCCAAAUUACAACGCAUCCUACCCCACUACCUUUGGGGGUGCGAAGUGUCUCCGAGAACAAGUUGGGCGAGAAGGAGACUUAAUGAUCUUGAAGUCAAUUACGAAGAGCACAGACUUACUGGCCAUUUCUUCAAAGUGCAACGACAACUGUACAUCGCACGUUCACUGGCACAUAAUGGACUACUAUAAGGAGGGCUUCGUUGCAAAGUUGACGAUUGCCAACAGGGAAAAUACGAGCAUCCCUGAAUGGUUUGCUGUGCUGAGGAUGCCUACUCUUGAUAAUGUUUCAGCAGUUUAUUCCUUCAACAAUGCAACAAUAUCCAACGAUACUGCUCUGUUUUGGGGGCAUGAGUAUAACAAUAACUGGUUGUUGAGAACUGCUCCAAACGCCAAGUAUCUCGGGAAUGUACAGUCUGUAGUCAAGUUUGGCUCAGGAAUGCACUUCAAUUAUUCGUCGAAGGAUGUCAGAAAUCUCUUCCCAACUGAGGUGGUUGUUAAUGGCCAAGCUUGCAGCGUGCCAGAGGUAGUGCCCUCUUUCCCUCCAGACAAGAAGAGCAAGCUUCUCAUUUCAUCCAAGUACCUCGCACUUAUACUAGGCUUUGCUUUAUGUGCUGUGCUAGCGUAUUCUGUGGCACUCUUCUGAUCUAUACUGUAGGAGAGACUGUAUUGUCAAGGAUGGAUGUCAGAUUAGCUCCUGCAUGCCAGGUCCUAUAACUGGAGAAUUUCUUGGCCCGCAGGAUGCAUGUAUGCGUACCACUGUUGCUGG